Glossina fuscipes is the source of this 3421-nucleotide messenger RNA. RefSeq lists its product as uncharacterized. The record is from RefSeq and is a predicted model, not a curated record. Gene Ontology annotation, cellular component: membrane. The transcript is spliced from 4 exons. Lineage: Eukaryota; Metazoa; Arthropoda; Insecta; Diptera; Glossinidae. Bases 2839 to 3339 code for a protein of 166 amino acids.
GGAUCUGUUCGGUAUUUCGGGUUUCGGUCUUUUUAUAUUAUAUUGACCAAUAAAGAAUAGGAAUAUGUGCGUCUUGUUCCAUUUAUAAUAACGCAAAGCACUUAUUAGAAAUCCUGUAAAGUGAGAAUCCAAAUCGACCUAUCGAUGUCCUUAAUCGUUCGUUGUCGACACUCUUGCUAUAUAAUAUAUGUCAACGGUUUAGAACUUUAAAAUAAAUAAUUAGAUGAAAUUAUCUAUUGAAGUCAAAAGAUGUAAAUAGCGCUGAAGAAAGUGAAAAACUUCAUUAUAGUUUUAAUGGGUUCGUGCAUAAUUACCAGGCGUUCUUGAACACUGUUUAUUAUGAAAAAGGAAGCAUACAAACUCAAAAGUAAACUUUUUAAAUGAUUAAUCUGCAGCGUAGUCGCGAUCCAUUUUCCAUUUGCUUCCAAGCUUAUUGAGACGACGAACGAUGUUUGAAUGGUCCACACUGAAGUUGUCGACCAGCAUUCAAGUUUUCAAGCUUUCGUCCCCUUCCGCGGCUGGCAAAAAGGCUUGGUCUUCGAAAUUCAAUGGUCGACCUCUUUCUAGCUUAUUUUCGAAGCUGGUGUUGCAAGAUUUGAAGUGGGCAUUUGAAGAAGCAUUCCCUGCAUCGACUCUCACUGAUCGGUCGCCUCAACGAAAAGUUCAUUAAGAUCAUUUCCCAAAGUGUUGCAGCAUAAUAUGAUGAAUUUAAAUAUGAUUAUCGACACGCACUUUUUUAACCUAAAAGUAAAAGGAUAUUUUUAUUCAUAAAUUGAUAAAAUAGCGUAUAUUUAGCACGACAAAGAAACGCCUGAUAAUAAUGCGUCAACCUGUUAUUACUACUAAUAGCACAUAGAGCAUAUGUUGAUUGACUAUAUACAAGACUUGGUAAAAGUGCCUAAAUGUUGAGAGUUAAGAUUACCUCACAAUACGUUCUCCAAACCUGAAUCAGGCGGAUGAUCAGAAUAAGCCUUACAUCAUAUGCAUUUCUCUUCCUUUUUUUGCUUCGAAAGGAACAGUGAUUCCCUAUAAAUUGUUUGUUCAAGUGAUAAAUAGAAAAAGAUUUACUAUAAUAAUGCUUGGUUAUGUAAAAUGCGUCGGAAAUAAAAGUGAAUUUCAAUUGGAAUUUCAAUCGAUUUAUCUCAUAAGUACCAGGCAAACACACAUUGUGAACUACUGCGCAUUUUACAAUGCUUGUAAAGGAUGAAAAAACCUGUUAUAAAUAUGAGGCCGCUGUCAAUACGUACCUUUGUAUACUGAUCGCUGUGUGAAGAGUUCUGAGAUAUAGUUGAAGAUUGUUGCAGCAAUGAGGGCAAUGUGCAACGAGUAAUUUAUCAGCGACUGAUGUUGUUAUGAAGGGAAUGGCUACUUGGUUACUCCCGCCAGAUUUGCUAAAUUAAAAUUGCCUACAAAGCAAGGGAGGUGAUUGUAAGUUAAUAACUUUAAACCGAUAGGUGGGUCAUCUUAAAUGAAAGGAGUUCUCAAACGAGAAUUUUCAGAAUGUUCGGACAUAAGCGCCGCACGAACUUAGUAUAGAAAUUUUAUCUUGAAUAAGAUUUUCUCCAAUUAAUUCAGGAAUAGAAGUAAUAGAAGAGACCGGAUGUGCUACGGUGAGCACGGAAUCCGAACUGACAUUCAUGGUUGGGGCCAUCUAUUUUUAUUUUGAGAAUCGCUCGAGCGGAAGAUCGUGGGUAAACUCAGGCGUAUUGUUCACAUCGACUGCAAGAUGGAAACGCUUUGUCAGCAAGACGAUGCAUUAGCAAUGGUGGGACAAGAAGGGGAUAACCUACUGUGAGGUGUUAGAGCUUGAUGGAACGAUUAAUAUCAGACGGCAUAUGACAAAUGACAAUUAAUCGCUGCAACGGUUCGGUAAUCAAAAAACGAUGAAACGAGAAGACAAAAUCAGUAUUUUUUGCCAGACAUCCAGUCAUCCAUCGAUAUGACUCCGAAUUCGAAUCGCGUCACCUUGAAAGCACUUAAAUGGAAAGUGCUAGUCUUCCAUGCUAGUCUUCCUUCGGUUAGCACUUCUUUGCAUCGAUGGCUUGUUGCAUGAUGUUAAGGAAAAACUUGUUUGACGAAAGCUACGUGGGAAGAGAGAUGGAUUUUUAUUGGCAUAUUAUCCACCAAUUCCUCGAAAGAUGUGGGAAAAAUGUGUACCUACCGAUGGAGUCACUAAAGCUACCUCUUAUCGUUCUUUUCAAUUUGAUGGAUUUUUGUUCGCAACUUUAUACUUGUAUAUCUGUGUAUAUGUGUGUGUGUGUGUGUGUGUGUGUGUGGAUAGCUUCAUGUAAUAAUGUGGGGAUUCUUUCCCCUAAUAUUAAUACCGGCUUUUUGUCUUGAUUAAGUUGCAUUCACGUUUGGAUUUUGUUUAUUUGUUGAUUUGGUUGGAAAGCACAACUCGCAAUUUGUUUGGAUUGUUAUUGUUGUUGCUGUUUUUUACUUUUUUUUUUAUUUUUAAAGAUACACAUAAGGACGCACAAUGAUGACGUAAUCUAUAGUAUAUAAACAUGAACACAGUAAAGUGAAAAAAGAAAAAAAGAAACAACUGCACACACAAUCGGUGCUGAAAUUUGAAAUUUGCUCAAUCAUUUUUCUUUUCUUUUUAAUAUUUAAACAUUCGAUUUCGAUUUCAGUUAGUUUCACUUGCAACGUACGCGUGUUAAGACGUUAAGUAACGAUAAAGUGCGAUUAAUAAAUAUAAAUUGAAUUGAAUUUUAGAAAUAAAUUUUAAAAAAGAACUGCAAAAAAAAAAAAUAUAUAAAUAAAUAAAUACAAUUUCGAGCGGAUUCGCUUUCAAAGGGCAACAAUUCAGAUAAAUAAAUAAAUACAUAUACGAAAAUGUCUCAUUCGGUAACUAUUACUCGUACCACUACCAGUACCACCAAUACCUCGUAUAUUGUGUUAAACACGGGCUACCUGAAAACUUUCUCAGGACUUUUGAAACUAUUUGAACUUCUAAUUGGUGGAGCGAUGGUCGGCAUUUUUGGUUAUUAUCAAAGACAUGGUAACAGUAUGUUUGUUGGUUCGGCAGAAUUAUUUGCUCUUUUAAUGUCUGUCACCUUCAUGAUUGGUACGUUUUGUUUACUUCUAUCAUGUCUCACAUCGUUGAGUACGGGCGGUAUUAUAUCCAAAACGAUUUAUGAAUUAAUUUAUCAUAGUGUUGCUGCCAUUUUAUUGUUAGCUGCCUCCAUAAAUCUGGUGAUUGAGCUAAGCGAUCGCCGUUAUAAAGGCUAUAAGCAAUAUGAUGCUUAUAUGGCUGCUGGCAUAAUGGGCUUAAUUAAUACCGUCUUAUAUUUUAUAAGUGCUUUUUUGGCUCAUCGUUCAUAUCGUGGCAUUUAAAUUCAUCUAUUUUACAAUUUAUUUAAAUUCAAUCGCUUAUUUAUAUACAUGCAUACAUGCAUACAUAUAUAAUACAUCUUUA